Molecule: messenger RNA, 6230 nt
Organism: Menidia menidia (Atlantic silverside)
Lineage: Eukaryota; Metazoa; Chordata; Actinopteri; Atheriniformes; Atherinopsidae
Source: the annotation of a GenBank genome assembly
CGUUGUAUUAUUUAAUCAACUGAAUUUUUUUCUCUUUCUGUCCCUUUCUUCUCUCCCUUACCUUUGUGUGGAUUUCCCUUGAAUUCCUUCACUCAUUGCAGGAAAAAGUAGAAUAUGCCUUCCUGAUCAUUUUCACAAUAGAGACAUUUCUGAAGAUUAUUGCCUAUGGCUUGGUCAUGCACCAGAACUCCUAUGUCAGAAACGGCUGGAACAUGUUGGACUUCGUCAUCGUCAUAGUGGGGUUGUUCAGUGUGGUUCUUGAGAUGAUAACCAAAGAUGCUGACUCGGGCAGCCAGUCCGGGGGCAAACCUGGGGGGUUUGAUGUCAAGGCCCUCCGAGCCUUUCGCGUGCUACGACCCCUUCGCCUUGUUUCUGGAGUUCCCAGUUUACAGGUGGUUUUAAACUCCAUUAUUAAAGCCAUGGUUCCCCUGCUCCACAUCGCCCUGCUGGUCCUCUUUGUAAUUAUCAUCUACGCCAUCAUUGGCCUGGAGCUCUUCAUUGGAAAAAUGCAUGCCACAUGCUACGUGAUGCACACAGGCGCUCUUGCAGAAGAAGAGCCAACACCAUGUGCAGUAUCAGGGCAUGGUCGACACUGCAUUUUCAACGGGACAGUUUGUCGAGAGGGAUGGCAAGGCCCCAACAAUGGCAUCACCAAUUUUGAUAAUUUUCUGUUUGCCAUGCUCACCGUGUUUCAGUGCAUCACCAUGGAAGGCUGGACCGAUGUUCUCUACUGGAUGAACGAUGCCAUGGGCUUUGAGCUGCCAUGGAUCUACUUUGUCAGUCUGGUCAUCUUUGGAUCCUUUUUUGUUCUUAAUCUGGUUUUGGGUGUGUUGAGUGGAGAGUUUUCCAAAGAGCGAGAAAAGGCCAAGGCUCGAGGUGAUUUCCAGAAGCUGCGUGAAAAGCAGCAGUUAGAAGAAGACCUGAAGGGCUACUUGGACUGGAUCACUCAAGCUGAGGACAUCGACCCAGAGAAUGAGGAGGAGGGGGACGAGGAGGGCAAGCGUAAUCCGAGCAUGCCUGCGAGUGAGACUGAAUCAGUGAACACAGACAAUCACAAUGGAGAGGAGGAAAAAUCCCCAUGCUGUGGACCACUAUGUCAAAAAAUUACUAAGUCAAAAUUCAGUCGUCAGUGGCGACGUUGGAACCGUUUCUGCCGCAGGAAGUGCCGUGCAGCAGUGAAAUCUGUGACUUUUUAUUGGCUGGUCAUCAUCUUGGUGUUCCUCAACACACUCACCAUCUCCUCAGAGCACUACAACCAGCCCGACUGGCUGACUGAAGUACAAGAUGUAGCCAACAAAGUUCUCCUGGCAUUGUUUACCCUGGAGAUGCUGGUGAAGAUGUAUAGUUUGGGGCUACAGGCUUAUUUUGUGUCCCUGUUUAACCGCUUCGACUGCUUUGUGGUGUGCGGAGGGAUCGUGGAGACCAUCCUGGUGGAGCUUGCCAUCAUGUCUCCUCUGGGCAUUUCUGUUCUCCGCUGUGUUCGCCUCCUUAGAAUCUUCAAGGUUACUCGUCAUUGGGCAUCGCUUAGUAACCUGGUGGCCUCGCUGCUCAACUCCAUGAAGUCCAUCGCUUCCUUGUUGCUCCUGCUCUUCCUCUUCAUUAUUAUUUUCUCCCUGCUUGGCAUGCAACUCUUUGGGGGCAAGUUCAACUUCGAUGAGACCGUGACCAAAAGAAGCACAUUUGACAACUUCCCCCAGGCCCUGCUCACUGUGUUUCAGAUCCUGACAGGCGAGGACUGGAACACCGUCAUGUAUGAUGGUAUCAUGGCAUAUGGUGGUCCAGCAUCCUCUGGAAUGGUAGUCUGCAUUUACUUCAUCAUCCUCUUCAUCUGUGGAAAUUACAUCCUUCUGAAUGUCUUCUUGGCCAUUGCUGUUGAUAACCUGGCUGAUGCAGAGAGCCUCAACACGGCCCAGAAGGAGGAAGAAGAAGCCAAGAAAAGGAAAAAUAGUGCCAAUCCCUCUGUUCUACUUCCCUGUGUCACUAAAAGGGGAGCAAGCGUAGACAAGAGGAGAGUUGAAAUAACUGAAGCAAAGGAUGGUGAUGCAAAGGUGCCGACAGAAGCUCUGUUAGAGGGAGAAAAAGAGGGGUAUCCUGCCAUCGACUUUCCAGGUGAAGCAGAAGAUGAUGACAAUCAUGACAACCUCCCAGAAGUCCCCUCAGGGCCCCGCCCUCAGCGGAUUUCUGAACUCAGUAUCAAGGAAAAGACGCCGCCAAUCCCAGAAGGCAGCGCCUUCUUUAUCUUUAGCAGCACCAACCCGUUCCGCGUACUCUGCCAUAAGCUUAUCAAUCACCAUAUCUUCACCAACCUCAUUCUAGUCUUCAUCAUGCUCAGCUCUGUAUCCCUGGCUGCCGAGGACCCCAUUCGCAACUUCUCAGCUCGCAAUAUUAUACUUGGUUAUUUUGACUAUGCUUUCACCGCAAUCUUUACUGUUGAGAUCCUGUUGAAGAUCCUAGGCUAUGCAGACUAUGUCUUCACUAGUAUGUUUACAUUUGAGAUCCUUGUUAAGAUGACGGCGUUCGGAGCGUUCCUUCAUAAGGGGGCGUUCUGUCGGAACUACUUCAACUUAUUAGACCUGCUGGUUGUUGGUGUUUCGCUGGUGUCCUUUGGCAUCCAGUCUUCCGCCAUCUCAGUAGUGAAGAUCCUUCGUGUUCUGCGAGUUCUUCGCCCACUCAGGGCGAUCAACAGGGCCAAAGGCCUCAAGCAUGUGGUUCAGUGCGUGUUUGUAGCGAUCAGGACCAUCGGCAACAUCAUGAUCGUCACCACGCUGCUCCAGUUUAUGUUCGCUUGCAUCGGCGUGCAGCUCUUCAAGGGUAAAUUCUAUCGCUGCACAGAUGAUGCAAAGUCGAGCCCAGAUGAGUGCAAAGUUUGUGGCUCACAGGCAUUUUUAAAUCUAAGGGGUACAUACAUUCUCUACAACAAUGGGGACACUGCCCUGCCCAUGGUGAAGGAGAGGAUCUGGUACAACAGUGACUUCAACUUUGACAAUGUCCUCAUGGCCAUGAUGGCUCUCUUCACCGUCUCAACUUUCGAAGGGUGGCCCACUCUAUUAUACAAAGCCAUUGAUUCAAAUAGGGAGAACAUGGGCCCUAUCUACAACUACCGGAUUGAGAUCUCCAUCUUCUUCAUUAUCUACAUCAUCAUCAUCGCCUUCUUCAUGAUGAACAUCUUUGUCGGUUUCGUGAUUGUCACCUUUCAGGAGCAGGGAGAGAAGGAGUACAAAAACUGUGAGCUGGAUAAGAACCAGCGCCAGUGUGUGGAGUACGCACUGAAAGCACGCCCCCUGCGGCGCUACAUUCCUAAAAACCCUUACCAGUACAAGUUCUGGUAUGUGGUAAACUCCACCGGCUUUGAGUACGUCAUGUUUGUCCUCAUCAUCCUCAACACUCUGUGUCUGGCCAUUCAGCACCAUGGACAAUCGCAUCUGUUUAACUAUGCCAUGGACAUCCUCAACAUGGUCUUCACUGGUGUAUUCACAGUAGAGAUGAUAUUCAAGCUGAUUGCUUUCAAACCCAGAGGCUAUGUCGGGGACGCCUGGAACGUCUUCGAUGCCCUGGUGGUGAUUGGCAGUGUAGUCGACAUCAUACUCAGCCAGAACUAUUUUGCUGAUGCAUGGAACACGUUUGAUGCCUUAAUUGUUGUGGGUAGUGUGGUUGACAUUGCCAUCACUGAAAUCAAUUCGGCAGCCAUUCCUGUUGUCAAGGUGAUAGUGGAGCCAGGGAACACAGAGGACAGUGCUCGCAUCUCCAUCACCUUCUUCCGCCUGUUCAGGGUGAUGCGAUUGGUUAAACUGCUGAGCAGGGGGGAGGGAAUCCGGACUCUACUGUGGACCUUUAUUAAGUCCUUCCAGGCUCUUCCUUACGUUGCCCUUCUGAUAGCCAUGCUGUUUUUCAUCUAUGCUGUUAUUGGAAUGCAGGUGUUUGGUAAAAUAGCAAUGGUGGACGGAACACAAAUUAAUCGCAACAACAACUUUCAAACCUUUCCCCAAGCUGUCCUGAUGCUCUUCAGGUGUGCCACGGGGGAAGCGUGGCAGGAGAUCAUGCUGGCCUGUCUCCCGGGGAAGCUGUGUGACUCAGAGUCCGACUACAACCCUGGAGAGGAGAGAACCUGCGGCAGCGGCUUCGCUAUAAUCUACUUCAUCAGCUUCUACAUGCUCUGCGCUUUCCUGAUCAUUAAUCUCUUCGUUGCUGUCAUCAUGGACAACUUCGAUUACCUGACUCGUGAUUGGUCCAUUCUUGGACCGCAUCACCUUGAUGAGUUCAAAAGGAUUUGGUCAGAAUAUGAUCCUGAAGCCAAAGGUAGGAUAAAACAUCUAGAUGUUGUAACUCUGCUGAGGAGGAUCCAGCCGCCUUUGGGUUUCGGCAAACUGUGCCCUCACAGAGUGGCCUGCAAGCGACUGGUAGCGAUGAACAUGCCUCUCAACAGUGAUGGAACUGUAAUGUUCAACGCCACGCUGUUUGCUUUGGUUCGUACUGCUCUCAAGAUCAAGACGGAGGGUAACUUGGAGCAAGCCAAUGAAGAGUUAAGAGCAGUGAUCAAAAAGAUCUGGAAGAGGACGAGCAUGAAGCUGCUGGAUCAAGUGGUGCCUCCUGCAGGCGAUGACGAGGUAACUGUGGGGAAGUUUUAUGCCACCUUCCUGAUACAGGACUACUUCAGAAAGUUCAAAAGGCGCAAAGAAGAAGGUCUUGUGGGACGGCGGUCAUGGGAGAGGCUGAACACAACCUUGGCCUUACAGCGUAACGGCGGCCUUUUUGGGAACCACGUCAACCACGUUGUUGGGGAUCAGCAAGGGUCUUCCCACCCCACCACUGUCACUCAGCGGCCGCUGCAGAUCCUGCCCUUCUCCUGCAGUGUCUCUAUUGCUGCCACCCAGAUCAGCAGACGAGCCAGCAGCAGCGAUAGGGAGGGAGAGACAGAGAUGAACUCCUCCCCCGUCCAGUGUAACCAUCACCACCACAGCCCUCAUCCGUACGACUACCCUCACUGUAACUCCACCUGUCGCCAGUCGCCAAUACCCUCCAAUGCCAACCUCAACAAUGCCAACGUGCCCUCAUUACUCUCCACUGAGAGGCAGCAGAAAUGUUUGUUACAAAGGAGUCGCCCGUCCUCAACCAGAAAUAGAUCGUCAACCACUUACAGUAAAGGAGUUCACAACAAGCUGUGGAAGUCUCACUCAACAAGGACACGCUACUACGAGGCUUAUAUUAGGUCACAGAUGAGUGGAGGGCUGUACCCCACCAUCCGUCGAGAGGAUCCGGGCUGCGGGGACAGCGAUGACGAGCGGGGAUCAGGAGAGUAUUUCAGCGGGGAGGAAUUUCAUGAGGACGACAUUAUGCUCACAAAGGAGAGAUUGUCCAGUACAGAUUAUCCUGAAGACACAGAGGGAGAUUAUGACCUGUCCAGGGAUGACUGCCAGCCUGACGAUGACAAACGCCCCAUCUGCCAAGACGGCAGGAAGUCACCCAGGAGAUGGUUUCUGUCCUCACCUCAGGCCUGCAACACCCCUACGUUCAGUUUUGAGUGUCUUCGCAGAAGGAGCAGUGGCGACGACGCUCCUUCUUCUCCAUCUUGCACAGCUCUUCCCCUUCACCUGGUCCAGCAACAGGUGAUGGCGGUGGCUGGGUUGGAUGCCAGUAGGCUUCACCGGCUGUCACCGACGAGGUCGAUGCGUUCCUGGGCCACCCCCCCCGCGUCUCCCAUCAGCCGGGACUGCUCGCCCUGCUACACCCCGCUCAUACAGGUGGACUGGCGAGGACCUGGCAGCGUGGGCAGCCUCCCCGGAGCAGUAAAGAGGAGUUCCUGGUACACAGAGGGCCAGGACGGCACCCUCGGGCGCAGCUGCUCACCAUCACAUCUCCAGUUACCAGCAGAAGGCUGCUCGCACCUCCAGCAGAUGAGAGGCAGCGCCAACAGCCUGGUGGAAGCUGUGUUGAUCUCAGAGGGUUUGGGGAAAUUCGCCAGGGACCCCAACUUUGUGUCAGUGGCCAAACAUGAGAUUGCGGACGCUUGUGAGAUGACGAUUGAUGAGAUGGAGAGCGCCGCCAGUAAUCUGCUGAAUGGGAACAUGGCCAAUGGCACCACAGGCGGAGCGGGGAGUCUAAACUCAGACUCACACGCCGUCACACACCAGAGGGACAGCAGCAUGCGGGACUACAGUGACGAGGAGCCGUGUGUGGCUGUGAGAUGUGAGGAGGACCUAACAGACGAGAUGAUAUGCAUCACCUCUCUAUAG